UGCGCCUGCGUCAUGCCCAGGCUGCGUGGUUGCCAGGUAACCGUGACGCGGCGGUCUCUACCUCUGAGACCAUGGCUAAAUUCGUGAUCGCGGGUAGGGGAGAUUGUCCAUAUUACGCGAAAGCAGAACUUCUGGCAGACUACUUGCAAAAGAAUCUUCCUGAUUUUCGGAUACAUAAAAUUACACAACAUCCUGAUGUUUGGGAGGAGUGGCUGAAAGAUACCUGCGAGAAGAAUAAGUGGAAGCACAAAAACUCCCCCAUCAUCUGGAGAGAGCUGUUGGAUCGUGGAGGAAAGGGUAUGCUUUUAGGAGGAUAUAAUGAGUUCUUGGAGCAUGCCCAGCUCUACUAUGGUGUCACCUCGAGCAUGACGACUGAGCUGAUGAUGGUAAUUGCUCAGGAGAACCUGGCAGCACACAUGGAAAGAGAGCUGGAGGAAGAAUCCCUGAAAGAUCUCAUCAACCCUUUACAGGUCUGGAUUGCCAGCGCAUCUGCGCCUGCUUGCUGCAACCUUAUCCCCUUACUGACCACGGGCGAAGUGUUUGGGAUGGAGACGGAAAUUAGCAUCACUCUGUUUGAUAACAAGCAGUCGGAAGAAUGGCUCCAAAGCCUUGUGUCAGAGACCGAGUACCUGGUGUCACCUGCCGUCCGCAGUGUGUCCAUCUGCACCAAAGUGGAGGAGGCCUUCCGCCACGCCCAGGUCGUCAUCAUUCUCGAUGACAGCACUGACUACGAAGUGCAUACUUUAGAGGACUGCCUCCGCAGCAGGGUGCCUCUGUGCAGGCUCUACGGAUACCUGAUUGAGAAAAACGCUGACGAUUCUGUCAGAGUUAUUGUCGGAGGAAAAACUUUUGUGAACCUGAAAACCGCCUUGCUUAUGAGAUACGCCCCAAAGAUCGCGCACAAUAUCAUCGCAGUGGCAAUGGGCGUCGAAGGGGAGGCCAAAGCUGCACUGGCAAGAAAGCUGAAGACCACGCCCUCCUGUAUCAAAGAUGUGAUAAUUUGGGGUAAUAUCAGUGGCAAUAACUAUAUAGAUCUGAGAAAAGCAAGGGUUUACAGAUACGAGAGUGCCAUCUGGGGGCCUCAUAAUUAUUCACGCCCUGUGUUAAGCUUGAUUUUUGAUAGUGAGUGGUUAAAAAAAGAAUUUGUGGAAACUCUUAAAAAAUUGACUGAAACAGGAAAACAAUUUGGAGGCAUUUUAGCUGCUCACAGUAUAGCCACUACGUUGAAAUACUGGUACCACGGCUCACCGCCUGGGGAGAUUGUAUCUUUAGGAGUAAUGAGCGAAGGCCAGUUUGGUAUUCCAGAAGGGAUUGUUUUUUCUAUGCCUGUGAAAUUCGAGAAUGGAACUUGGGUGGUUCUUACAGAUCUUAAAGAUGUUGAAAUAAGUGAACAGAUAAUGACUACAAUAACAACUGAUCUGAUUCAGGAGAAACUUGUUGCACUUGGAGACGUGAUGAAUUUUCAACCCUACCAAUCAGAAAGUGGCAUAGCCAAACGAAGUGAAAGGAGAUCCUUGCCCAUCACAGAUGACAAUGAGGAAGAACAAACGGUGUCAGACGAAAAUAAAGAUAGCAUGAAUUCUGAUCCAGUCCCAGAUGAAGAAAAGGAUCUAGCCACAUCUGACGACGUAGAUUAUUCAGAUACGGUUCCUCCACCCACCUCUGAUAAGUCACAGAUUCAAGAACCCCUCAAUGAUUCAGAAGAAAAAACUACAGAACACAUCAAAGUAGACCAAAUAUGAAGUUAUUAUACUUGGUGGUAUAAUGUACAUAGAAAAACCCAGGAAGAACCUCUUUAGGAACAAUGAUUUGAAAGAUUUACUUCAGGCUUAGAUAAUAAGUCAAGCAAUUAAAUACCAGUAACAACAUGAAAAGACAGAGUUCCCUCAUUUUAUGUUGUAUGUGUCUACUCAUAUAUUAGUUUAUUAUUGCUUUUUCUCAGAAAUAGUUUGAUGUUGAGACCAGCAGAUGGCA
Molecule: messenger RNA, 1974 nt
Organism: Tupaia belangeri chinensis (Chinese tree shrew)
Lineage: Eukaryota; Metazoa; Chordata; Mammalia; Scandentia; Tupaiidae
Gene: MDH1B
Product: malate dehydrogenase 1B
Exons: 13
Coding region: 72-1742 (556 amino acids)
Biological process (GO): malate metabolic process
Molecular function (GO): oxidoreductase activity, acting on the CH-OH group of donors, NAD or NADP as acceptor; malate dehydrogenase activity
Source: RefSeq, a predicted model, not a curated record